Messenger RNA from Eleginops maclovinus (Patagonian blennie), 3443 nucleotides. RefSeq names its product leiomodin 3 (fetal) (gene lmod3). Gene Ontology annotation, molecular function: tropomyosin binding. The coding region runs from base 177 to 2108 and encodes 643 amino acids. Gene Ontology annotation, cellular component: cytoskeleton; myofibril; striated muscle thin filament. Gene Ontology annotation, biological process: myofibril assembly; pointed-end actin filament capping; actin filament organization. Lineage: Eukaryota; Metazoa; Chordata; Actinopteri; Perciformes; Eleginopidae. The transcript has 3 exons. The record is from RefSeq and is a predicted model, not a curated record.
UUUUAAAUAUCUUCCAUGCCUUUCACAGAGUUUAAAUUUAGACUCCACAUGCGGCAGGAGCCAACAGUUCCUAACUGAAGUCAAAGUCAGAGGCUUUUCAGUUCGCUCGGUCCUGAGUCAUAGAUUGGACAUAGGUUAUACUUCCUUUUUGAUAUCAGUAAAAGAAAGUAGCAAAUAUGUCAAACAGUAAAGACCUUGAGGAUCUCAAUGAAGAGGAUAUUGAUGAGGAUGAGCUCCUUGCUAUGCUUUCGCCGGAGGAGCUUAAGGAGCUCCAGAGUGAAAUGGAUGUUAUUAUUGCUCCAGAUGAGAGGGUACCGGUGGGCCAGAGACAAAAGGACCAGACGGACAAGCCUCCAACGGGGACGUUCGACCACAGAUCGCUGGUUGGUUACCUCUACUGGGAGAAAGAGUCCAACCGUAUGCUUGAAGAAGAAAGAGUGCCUACUACUCUGCUGCCCAGUGAGAGAACUUUGAGUGAGGAAAAUGAAAAGAAAGAAGAAGAAGAAGACGUUGAGUAUGAAGUGAUAGAGGAAGUCAUUGAGGAAGAAGUUGUAGACGGUACAGAUGGAGAGGAAAUUAUAGAGGAGAUUAUCGAGGAAAUUGUUGAAGUCUUUGAUGAGACGGAUGAAGUGGAUGAAAAGGAAAAACAAGUGGAUGUAAAAGAUGAAGAAGAGAUAAAAACAGACAACCGUGAGAAUCUAAACAAGCAUGUAGAUCCUCUAGACACUAAAACCGAAAAUGUAUUAGAAAACAAUACAGAUGACAAUCAGCCUUUAUCAGACACCAAGGAGAAGACUGAGAGUGUAGCCCAAAGACCCAGCACAUCACCAGUUGAAGAGAAAGAGGAAAUUAAAACUACAGAGACUUCGCUUCCCAAAGAGGCAGCAGAGGAGCCAGAGAUAAAAGAAACCAUUGAUACACUCCCGAAGAAAGAAGAGAGAAAAAUUAACAAAUUAAAUAUACCAAAGCUAGCAUUUAAUAAUAUAAAAAUGACAUCAAGACCCUCAGGAAAUGAGACAAACUUGGAGACGACUCUUGACAAAGUCCGCAACAACAACCCCUCUAUCACUGAGAUUAAUUUAAACAACAUAGAAAACAUUCCCAAAGACAUGCUCCUAGACUACGUCAACGCUUUGAAGAAGAACAGACACGUGAAAACCUUCAGUAUAGCCAACACCGGUGUGGAUGAAAAUAUUGCUUACCACCUGGCCAACAUGUUACGAGAGAAUCGAAGCAUUACCACUUUGAACAUCGAGUCUAAUUUUGUAACCGGAAAGGGCAUCGUGGCCAUCAUCCGCUGCCUCCAAUUCAAUGAGACCCUCACAGAGCUGCGUUUUCACAACCAGAGGCACAUGCUGGGUCACCACGCAGAGAUGGAGAUCUCUCGCCUGCUCAAGGCCAACAACACCCUCCUAAAGAUGGGCUACCACUUUGAGCAGCCAGGGCCCAGGAUGGUGGUGACCAACCUCUUGACCAGGAAUCUGGACCGCCAGAGGCAGGUGAGGAAGGAGGAUCAGAAGCAACAGCAGGCCAUGGAGCAGAAGAAGAUGAUGCAGAUGUAUGAGAACAGCCUUAACCUGCCUCCUGGUUUACUUGAGAUGCUUGGGUACGUACCAUCAAUGGAGCUCCUGCAGGAGCACGGGUUUGUCCCACCUUCUUCUGAACUGUGCAAUGAACCUCAAACGCACCACGAGACAAAACAACAAGAGCCUCAGAAAAAGGUGAAACAAAACAGCACUCCCAAACAACAAAGUGCAGAACCAGCAAGCUCUUUGAGGGACGUCCAGCUGAAGAGGACUCCCAAGAAACGUGACCCUUUUCUUGACUUGGACCCGAGGGAUAACAAGAGACCAGAUGCAGCUCGUUUCCAACUGAAGAAGACUCAACGGGUGAUGAAUGUAAGCGAUGGAGAGUUGACAGAUGAAAGACCAAACCUGACUGAAGUGAUUAAGACUUUGAAGCCCGUCCCUCGAAGACGACAGCCAGCUAAGGUUGACCUCACACCCCGUGAUGAGCUGCUGAGUGAGAUCAAAAAGAGCAAUGUGGCCUAUCUGAAAAAUGUGCCGCUCCCUAAAGUCCUGGAAUCGGCUGAAACGAGUCUCUUCUGAGGCUUCAACUUGCUAAAAGCUGUUUGUUUUCUUCACCAAACUGUAUGUUUAUUCUAAAUAUAUUCUAAAAUGAUGUGUGCAAAAUAAAAGUGACACAUACUUUUAUAACACAUUCAAAAAUAUUGGUUGUUGUUCCACUCCACUAAAUGCUGUUGCUUUAGAAAAUCAUUAAACAAUAAGCUCUAAAUGAUGAAGAAAAGCCUCAUAUUAUGCUUCUGUUGUUGCUCAUAUAUUUCUUGACAUUGUGUGUUAAAAUAAAUGUAGGUUUAUAGGUUUGUUUGAUUAAUGUUAGAUUCAUUUUGGAGCAAGCCUGUUCAAUAUAUUUGCCUUUUGUUAUAAAAAAAUCUUCUACUGUUUGCCUGGGUUUCUCUUUUAUUUUUCUGAAAUGGAAUAGAUCUUUAUUGAACUAAAUGGAUCACUUGAGAACAUUGCCUUUUAUCCCAGUACAUUUUUCAGUUUGACACUUUUUUAUUUCAGUAAUAUUUCACAAUGAAUCCCUUUAUUUCUCAGAGAGAUUGAACACAAAAAAACCCAAGAAAACUUCAUUUGAUGUUAAAUAUGUUUCUAUGUUUAUACUGAGACUACACAGGGAAAAGACCACAACAUAAAUCAGGUAAUCUUUAUUUGUAUAUAUGACCGCCAUGUUUUAAGUCCAGUACUGUGAAUGAAUCAUCACUCUGUCAAGAUGAAACAGUUGCAUAAAAACAGAAAAUAUAUAAUUUAGCAUCUGUGUAACAUAAAGAAUCUUCCUGAACUGCCAACUGUGAAAGUGGCACUAAGACAAAGCAGUUAAUGUGCACAUGUGUAAAAGCAACAGGAAACUGCUCACUCUUUCAGUAUAAAACAAACACUUAACAUAACACAUUGAAUUUAGAUUUUUUUUUCACAAGGACAAGUGAUUUAAUCCUAACAGAAAAUGGGGAAAAUAGAACGGGCAAUUUAUUAAUAUAAUAUUUCUGUAUCCUGUAGCCAUUUGAUAUAUUUCUGCAUGCUAUAUCAUGGAAAUAAAGACACAUCAGAACGAACAUAUACAUAUCAUGACGUUAUUCAAACAAUAAAGCUGCACUUGCCAUUCAUUUUUAAAUAUUGCAUAGCUGUGAUCAGAAGGGAUACACUCAGGCCAGCCUGUAUGGUCAGGAACCAAGGACACACAUCUUGUGAGAAAAGCAAUAUUUAAACUUCCAUGAGCAGAUAAUUGUGUCUACAAACAGGUCUCAGAUCAGUAUUCAGCUCCUGAUGUGACAAAAUGGGAUUUAUUGCUGUUUAAUAAGCAUUUCACUGGGUGAAUCAAACAUGCUUGUUUUGAGGUAGCAAACUGCAAGCAUCUGAUUAUUU